CGAGACAGCGAGUCAGUGUUAGUGUACGUAGGUGCUACAGCUAUUAGUUGUGUGAGUGAGCGAGUGUGCAAUAAAAGUAUAUACAAUGCCAGGUUGUUGUGCAAUAAAUUGCAAAAAUAGAAGCGAACAUGGUUUUCGAAUGUUUUUGUUUCCUCGGGAUGAGAAACGAAGACAUUUGUGGGCUGAGAAAUGUGGUAAAAAUCCAACACAGAAUUCUAGGUUAUGUGAGUAUCAUUUUGAUGAUUUGCAAUUCGAAAAUCGACGAGAGGAUAGAUGGCGGAAAUUGAAACCUAAUGCAAUUCCAACUAUUUUCGAAAGCAACGAAAUUAAUUCUGAUGUAUUAAAUGUUCAAUCUUUAAUUGGGCAUAAUAUUCAACCAGAAAAUUGUGCUAAUUUAUUUAAUUGUGAUUUAUCAUGUAAUGACAAUUUUGGAUAUAAUGAAAAUGUUACUACUGAGAAUUUACCAAGUGAACAACAGACUCUAUCAGUCCCAAUUGCCGUACAUGCAAGUGUUCAAACGGAUAAUGAGAUAAGUGGACAGAAUUUACAAACAAUGUUCAUGACAAAUGAAGAAGGAACGAUUCGACAAACCAAUCAAAUCAAGUAUUUGCUCAAACAAUUAAAGGAAGAACGAGUAAAAGCUAGUACUUUCAAAUCCAAAUAUGAAAAUGAAAAAGUAUUGCGAUUUAAGACAACAAAAAUUAUGAAAAAGUAUAAGAAAAGAUACACAAUAUUGUCUGAAAAAGUAGAAAAAUCACCAAUUUUCAAAAAAUUUAUAUCAGGAUUUUCCAAGCGAAAGACUAAUUGGACUCCGCAAUGUUUAAGAUUGGCCACACAGAUAAGAUAUGCUGUUGGAUGGAAGGCUUAUCUAUAUCUAACGAAAGAUCUGGGUUUACCAUUGCCAUCUUAUUCUACAAUAUGCAGAUAUACAAGAAAGAUUGAUUUUCAACCUGGUUUGUUAAGGAAUGUUUUUUCAUUAAUGGCAAAGAAAAGAGAAAGUCAUAAAUCUUCGAAUCAAGACGACUGUGUUAUUUUAAUGGAUGAGAUGGAUAUUUAACCAGCAUUAGAAUAUGAUGUUAGCACACCCAAGGAACACACUAAAGUCAACAAAAAAUUAAAAUGAUUUUAUUUUGAUUUAAAAUAGUCACGCGUUUUCUGUAUGACGAAAAAAUGAUUACAGCGCAUGUUACUUAAUGACGGAAAGAUGACUUGCUUUGGCCCUCCAAAUAUUCGCAAAAUAUUAUGCGUGAAAGUUUUUUAGAAAUGGUAAAAAGUUUGAUGAUUUGCAAAUAUGGAUCGUUAUAUGAUUCCAAUGCACUAAUAAAUUAGUUUUUACAAUGUAGUAAUCUUUUCAGCAUAUAAUUUUUAUAUAUGCAGUAUAUAUAGUAUAUUUUACUUUUGUAUAUAUAAUAGUUCUGUUUAUGGUAUGUAUUAUGUAUAAUUAAUUUUGUAAUGAAACUUUCUCAAACAAUAUAGCUUAUUAGAAAAACUCCGUAUAAAAAAUACAAAGUGUAUAUACACUGAUAUAAGGUUAUCACAUUUGAAUUUACCGCGUGUUGAUCAAGCGACGUCAUAUGACGGGCGCAUUGGUCGGGCGUCGAGCCGUGGACCGGCCAGUCUUUGUGCAGAUCAUAACCAUAACCCAUAACGUGCAACAGCCGACUCAACGUGUUCCGUCUUGUUUUCAAGAUUCUGGCGUCUUUUUCCACAAGAAGGAAAAAAGAAAUGAUAACAUUGACAAUAAUAAUAUCACAUCGGAUAUUAUUGACAAUUGUAUUAUCAACAAUGUUCAAGUUCAAGAAGAAAUACGCGUCAAGCUUGACCAUAUGGAAGUUAAAUUAGAUCGUAUCUUAAGGAAGCUCUUUCCAGAAGAAGUAAAAUUGAAGCGACCACGCGGAAUUCCUGCAUUUCCUUUACGAACUGAACAAGAGUGGAAUACUUUGGAAAAUAUUCUCGCAGAUGACAAUACAUUUACAUAUGUAGUAGAUGUCUUCGCGGCAAAAAUUAAAAUCAGAGGUUGCUGCUGUACAGUCUGUACUCCCUAAAAUAAUUACAAAUUCCCUUGCCAGAUGUAUUAGCUGGGGAGGCACUCAGAAGACCAAAAUUGCUUUUAAUAGCAGCAAAACAUAUGAGGCUAUUCAAGCCACUAUUUUGCUGAAGUUUGGUAAUACAGCUGAUCUAGAUAAACCCGAAAAUUACGUGAAGCGCUGGUUUAGCACAAGUGCUCAGCGAGUGGUGUAAAUGCGUUUCAUAAAAAUAGAUAUUGCUAAAAUGUGAUAUAUAUACAUAUAUAUUAUUAGUACUUGUUUUACGCAGCAAUUUAUAUAAUGUGCAAUUUAACUAUAUAUAAAAUAGAUAUAUAAGCAAGCAUAAUCUACGAUA
Molecule: messenger RNA, 2382 nt
Organism: Solenopsis invicta (red fire ant)
Lineage: Eukaryota; Metazoa; Arthropoda; Insecta; Hymenoptera; Formicidae
Exons: 7
Coding region: 86-1057 (323 amino acids)
Source: RefSeq, a predicted model, not a curated record